Messenger RNA from Cucurbitaria berberidis CBS 394.84, 577 nucleotides. RefSeq names its product DNA binding methylated-DNA--cysteine S-methyltransferase. The transcript is spliced from 2 exons. Gene Ontology annotation, molecular function: catalytic activity. Gene Ontology annotation, biological process: DNA repair. The record is from RefSeq and is a predicted model, not a curated record. The coding region runs from base 40 to 402 and encodes 120 amino acids. Lineage: Eukaryota; Fungi; Ascomycota; Dothideomycetes; Pleosporales; Cucurbitariaceae.
CUCUCUUUCUCCACCCGCAUCUCGAGGCGUGCUUUUAUCAUGUCGAAGCAACAUAAAGUCACAGAAUAUCAGGAACGCGUCUACGCAGCGUUGCAGCAGAUUCCAGAGGGCCGCAUCACCACGUACGCUGCCUUGUCGAAAGCGCUGGGCAGCUCACCGCGAGCAGUUGGGGGCGCGUUGCGGGUCAAUCCGUUUGCGCCCGACAUCCCAUGCCAUCGAUGCAUCGCUAGUACGGGGUUUGUUGGCGGCUACAAGGGCGACUGGGAGGAAGCACCUAGCGGGCAAAACCAAACAUCGAAACUGCAACUGUUAAGAGAGGAGGGAGUUUUAUUUGAUACGAAUGGAUUCCUGAUAGAUAAGUCGCAGCUUUGGGAUGAUUUCAACACCGAGAAGUUGAAGUGAGAUGUUAUGGAAGUGAGCGAGGGCCGCGGUGCGCGAGAGUUGAGCUGGUGGGGCAAGUCGAAGCGGGGCAGUCGCGAGGUCAAAAAGUUUAGAUUCUGCGAAAAGGUUCACAGGUGCAAGAAUAACACCAGUUCGCGUUAAAUUAGAGUCAAAUAUAACGAAGACGUGGCGCGCG